Molecule: messenger RNA, 3407 nt
Organism: Megalopta genalis
Lineage: Eukaryota; Metazoa; Arthropoda; Insecta; Hymenoptera; Halictidae
Product: protein Aster-B
Biological process (GO): intracellular sterol transport
Cellular component (GO): plasma membrane; endoplasmic reticulum-plasma membrane contact site; endoplasmic reticulum membrane
Molecular function (GO): sterol transfer activity; sterol binding
Source: RefSeq, a predicted model, not a curated record
UGUACAUACAUACAUACAUUAUACAUAGCAAUAUGUAUCGUAUUGCAAAUAUCGUGUUAGAUUUUAAACACCAAUCGAUUACUACACAGUAUUGAUAAAAUAAGGAUGUGUGACAUUUAUAAAAUUGUUAUCAAAAUUUUCAAUUUUCUAUGUGACUGUGAUUAGAUUCUUUGAAUGAAGUGUCGGGUGAAGAACUGAUUAAACAAAGCAAUAUUCACAAGAUAAUUAUAUACCGUUUUGCAACAGUUUAUGCAUUUUACUUGUUUAACCUUUUUAAAACUGAUAUAUUACAUGCAUCUUUGUUUGUAGAGUAAAUUUUUGCUGCGUAUCAGUUAACCGGAAAAAAUACACGGUUAGUUCAAUAUGGUGGAACGUUUUUGAUACGCAGACUGUUUUCUAUUUUCUUUUAAAAAACGGUACAUAUUGAUUCAAAUUUCUAUAAGAAAAUAGUAACUAAAUGAAUACGUGAAAGCUUGGUGAUCAUACGGUUUCAUAGAAAUUAAAACAGCUGACGUGUAUUUCAUAACAAUCUACAUUUAUUUGAAAUGAAUUGUCUUCAUCGUAACGAUUACACAUUUUGCGAAAAUGACGCGUAUGUUAUCUUUUUAAAAUGUAACUACCGUAAAAAAAAGAGUGUUGCAUUAUUAUUGUGAAUCGUCAAAUUCUAUAGCCGAACUUUUGUAAAACUGCUAAACCUUGAUAUAAAGUUGUGAUAAGUUCAGAGAACUGUCAAUAAUAUUUAUGAUAGCACAUUGUAAUUAUUAUGUACUUUGAAGUGGAAUCUCCACAAAAGUAUCCAAUCACAAGCAUGAAUAAAUCAGUGGAAGAUUUAUUAAUCUCUAGUCACGAUGUAAUUACUAACAUAAAUUCUGCUGGAUUAGAUAAUCAAAAUUCAGCCACAACUAGGGGAAAUGGUACAUCCGAUAAUACCCAAGAAUCACUAACCGGAGCAUGUGGAGAACGAAGUAGUCCUGUUUCAAGUCCAAAUUUAUCUCCACGUCCUAGUCCAAAAGCCCGUAAUAAACGAGAUCAUUCUAAAUCAAAUAGCGAUUCAAUUACUAAAGAAUCUAAUAAUGUUAACAAAUUGGAUGAACACCAGUCGCAUGAUGCAGCAAAUAAAUCAUCGGACUCUUCUCAAGCUCUAAAAAUUCCACACGAGGGAAAAAAAGAAGUUCGUGGUGGAGAGCGGAAUAAAAAGAAAUCGUCUUGGUUCAAUGUUUUAUAUCCAACAUAUAAAUCAAGGUCUGAAGAUUUUAAACGAAUAUUUAAAACUGUUCCAGAUGAUGAAAGAUUAGUGGUUGAUUAUUCAUGUGCACUACAACGUGAAAUAUUGGUUCAUGGAAGGCUUUAUGUUUCUCAAAAUUAUGUAUGCUUUUAUGCAAAUAUCUUCAGUUGGGAAACCGUAUUAUCUUUACGUUGGAAGGAUGUUACAUCUAUUACCAAAGAAAGAACUGCCAUUGUUAUUCCUAAUGCAAUGAUAAUAUCAACUGCCACAGACAAGUUUUUUUUAACAUCUUUUGGUGCAAGAGAUAAAACAUAUGUAAUGCUAUUUCGUGUAUGGCAAAAUGCUCUUAUUGGUGAGUCAAUGAGUUCAGCGGAAAUGUGGCAACUUGUUCAUUCAAGUUAUGGUGAUGAAUUAGGUUUAACAUCGGAUGAUGAAGACUAUGUUCCACCAUUACCACCAGUUGAUGAUGAGAAGUUAUCAACAAGAUUAUCUGUGGAAUCGUUUCCCGAGCUCGAAACCAGUAAUGUAGAAAAUUUGGCAACUGGAACAGAAGAACAUCGGUCACAACCAGAUCCUACUUUGGAUGCGACAGAUCUUAGCGAUACAACAGAAAGUGAAGCUGAAAAACAUGGAUUGAAGCCAAGCAUUCGAAGCAAUGUAGUGUGUACAUCACCUCAUGAAGGACGCCUGAUUGGAAAGGCCACAUUGCCCAUUCAUAUUGAUCAUUUAUUCACUUUGUUAUUUACAAAUUCUAAGUUUUUCUUAGACUUCCAAACAGCUCGUAAAACUACAGAUUUAGUACAAUCAUCUUGGACACAAAAUGAACAAACGGAUCAAAAAGUUAGAACUUUAUCUUUUACAAUAGCUUUGUCCCAACCCAUUGGACCAAAAGCUUCUCAUAUUACGGAAACUCAGAUAAUGUUGCCAUGUAGCAGACCAGGUCAAUUAUAUAGUAUUGACGUGGACACUGUAAAUGCUGGAAUUCUGUAUGCUGAUUCAUUUCAUGUACAACUUCAUUAUUGUAUAAACAGUAUCUCGGAAAAUGAAACGGAUCUCACAAUUUAUGCUCAAAUAAAGUAUAGAAAGAAUGUAUGGGGUUUUGUAAAAAGUGUCAUUGAAAAAAGUUGUUGGGCUGGAUUAGAAGAAUAUUUUACAAGUCUAAUAAAAGCGCUAACUAUCGAGUGCGAAGAAUUUAGUAAUACUGGAGGGUUAAAGAGAAAAGCAAGAAGAAGACGUCGAAUUACGGGAACUGGUAUUACUUUACAACCUCUUUCUUCAGAUCUCGUUUCUCCCAGUUUACAAAAUGCUCUGAAUUUGCCACAUAGUAAUGAUAAUACCGCUUCUGGAGUUCGGGGCAAUCCAAAUAUAAUAAUUAGUUCAAUGCUUUUAAUUGCUGUAUUAUUCUUGAUGGUAAUUAAUGGCCUAUUAUAUUAUAAACUAUGGAGUUUGGAAGAAGCUGCAGCCUACACAAUUAUGGAUUUACAUGUGUUAAAGAAUACUCCAAAGACUGAAGAAGAUUGGAUCCACUUAUUACAACAACAAGAAAGUUUGCAUGAUGUAGAAAUGAGAAAAUGGCAAAGAGUACUACAUACUGCUGCACAAUUACUUAGGCAGACAGAAGAGUUACUAAUGGAGCUACAAAUGAGUAUUCAUCCUACUGCAUCAGGAAAAAUGUUCUCGGUCUUAAAACCAAGUGUAGAAAAUUUUAAUUCGCAUACAGCGCAACAAAGUUAUUCAGAGAUGUAAUAAGGUAUACAAUAUUUAAAUGAAAGGAUUAUUGUAAUAUGAUACGUAUUUAAAAGUAUCGUUACAGUAAACUUUAAGUUUUCCAAAUAAGAGGGGUAUUAUUAAUAAUCGUUACACACACUUGUAUAUAAUUUAUAACGUGGCACAGAAAUAUGCUGUGAUGCUGUAUCUUUUAAGCACCAGAUGUGCAGCAACAUACAAAAUAUUUGACACAUAGGAAAUGUAAUUCUCUAUUGAUUCUAAAGAUAUGUAGUAUUACAUUUUCUUUCUUAUGAAAUAUUAAAUCUAUCAGAUCUCCUUUGAUGCCCAUCUUAUAUAUAUAUAUAUAAAAAACAUACAUACAUUUAUAAAUACAGGCAUGUAUAUUUGUGUAUGUGUAUAGAUAAUGUAUAUUAGAAUAUUGUAAAGGAAAAAAUAAAUAAUUUUUAAAACCACA